CAGAAGGACCCCCGCCUAGGGCACCAAAAACCCUGGCGCCGCUCCUGGGACUGAGUAACACAAAACAAGUAAAAUAUUCAGAUAAGUGUGAAAAAUAAUUCACUGAGUGGCAUUGGCAAAGGACUCUGGAAAGAGAUGUUUGACUUUGACAGUUACAGGUUAAUAUAUGUUAAGAUACCGUGUACAGGCAGUUGAGUAAAGUAGAAGCCAGGAUAAGUGUUUGAAGCUAACUUAUGUUUAAAUUCUUUUUAUGUAAAUUUGAGACUAGAGAAGGGUGUGUAUGUACAACCUCUGAUGCCACACCUGUUGUGUUUAGAUCAGAAGAGAGAGAAUGUGUGCACUCCCAACUUUUCCAGUGUUGUGUCAGUUGUGUUUUCUCAUAUAUGAGGCUUUGUGCCACUGUUUAGCUCCUGUAGGAUAUGUGUUAAAAGGGCCUGAAGACAACACUCAAAUGUUAAGCAACAGUUGGAAAAAAAAACAUUAACAUAAUGUGAGCUUUUCUUUAAACAGUGACUUGGAUAUGUCAGAGUUCCUUAUUAAUCCAAAUGCAGGGCCUUGCCGCUAUAAUUUGAUUGCUGUGUCCAACCACUAUGGAGGAAUGGGAGGAGGGCAUUAUACUGCUUUUGCAAAAAAUAAAGAUGAUGGAAAAUGGUACUACUUUGAUGACAGUAGUGUAUCAACUGCAUCUGAGGACCAAAUAGUGUCCAAAGCAGCAUAUGUGCUCUUCUACCAGAGACAGGACACUAUCAGUGGAACUGGCUUUUUCCCUCUUGACCGGGAAACUAAACAAGGUGCUUCAGCUGCCACAGGCAUCCCAUUAGAGAGUGAUGAAGACAGCAAUGAGAAUGAUAUAGAAAAUGAAAAUUGUAUGCACACUAACUAAUAGAAGACCUCGAAGCCAUAAAAAGCAAGACUUUCUCACUGGAGAUAUCUAUUGAAAGAAUGAAAUUGCCCACCAAAUUAAAAAUAAAAUCUGAGAUGGGGAAUUUCAGAUAACAGAAUGUAAAUCCUUUAUUGCAUUUUAAUAUGUGCAGUACUUGAAGAGAAACACAAUGAAAACAAACAGAAAUUGUCUCUAAUACAUUUACAGUCUUGUAUUCACAAGCUAUCUAUAGGAUAUCACAAAUAAACCCCUUUUAAGUUUUCUGCUGCUGUUCUGAUGAAUUAUGUUUUCUUCAUUUGGGAUGUGAGUUAAUAACUAAAAUGUUAAAUUUGUGGACUUUGGUCAUUUAUUUUCUUAGUAUUACAAGAAUACUACGGUGGAGAGCCUAGUUUUUGGAUGAUUUUAUUCAUGUAUAUUAGGCUGUCACAUGCACUACUAUUAUUUAGCUAGUACAUGUGGCAUAAAUAUGAGAAGUAGUAUUCCUGAAACACCAAAUUUUCAAGUUUCUCCCUAGAAAUUAAUGUUGACCAAUUUUAAACUCAAUCAUGAUAGAAGAAAAUAUCUUGAAAAGGUGUUUUAACCUUUUGUUGGUAUAGUUAAACAUCCAGAAUAUUAUGUUGAUCUUAUUGCUGCUGUGGAACAGGUUCUGGAUUUCAUGCUGAAUUAACAAACAUUUUUCAAUUAAAUGUAAGUAUCGCUUGUUGGAUCUACUCUGUUGACAUUAUAAUUCCUGUUACCUUGCUUAUAAGCCAUGCAUAACUUCAAUCUGGUGUCAGUCCAAAAUUUAAAAUUGUGCUGUAAGUCCUCCCCCCACUGUGGGAAGUUUGGCAGCUUUCAAACUACUUUGUAAUAGGGACAGAUUUAAUAGUAUUCUGUAUCCAUAGUAAUGACUUUGCAUCAGGCUUAGAUAAAAGAUUUUUUUCCACAUAACUUGCCUUUAAAUUGUGAAUGAACAAUUGGUUUUAAAGGUAGGUCUGUUAAUUUUCUCUGUGUGUUCCUGAUGGAAUUCACCAUAGCCUUACAGCUUAUCUCAAAAGGUAAUUUAUUAUAGGAGAAUUGGCAUUUGCAUGUUCAAGAGUCAGAACCUGUACAGUAUAUAAAGCAUACAAACCUUGAAUUGGAUUUUAGUUAACCAUGUUCAAGGAUCCAGGAUGCCAAAAAUAAGUGUGACAGUUUGAAACAUUUUUAAUUUGCUGCUUUCCCUUUGAUCUAGUUAGACGAAUGUAUUGUUGAUUUGUAUACAAUACUGCCUUUGAUAGGAGCUCUUAAGUGUGGGGGCACACUUCACAUAUCUACUACCUGAAGAAUUGCUUUGUGUCCCACUGUUAUGAAAAGCAAAAAGUAUGAUGUUCUUCACUUGAACUAAUCAAAUACAAUAGGUUAUAAAUUGUGUAUUGUAAAUAAAAGUUCACUCUGUGAGUGCACAUUUUGGUAAAUUAUUUAUUUAUGUUAGCAUUAAAAAGUUUAAAAAAUUGCAUUUGACCAGGAUAUAAAUGAGGUAUGUUGGACAUGGCUUUGCAUUAUACCUUGAUAUUAAAGCUGGUGUUUCAUCCUGGUAUUUUAAAGCUGCUUUCUGAGUUUUUUUUUAAUGUAAGCUAACCUCCUGCAUGACAGAGGUUAAAAUUUUGUCUGCACUUGAGUUCACUUGGGUUUACAUUUGAAAUGCGCAUGUUUAUUUAAUACAGAUUUCAAUAAAGCUAUUCAAGGCCUUA
Messenger RNA from Chelonoidis abingdonii (Abingdon island giant tortoise), 2595 nucleotides. RefSeq names its product ubiquitin carboxyl-terminal hydrolase 15-like. Lineage: Eukaryota; Metazoa; Chordata; Testudines; Testudinidae. Gene Ontology annotation, molecular function: cysteine-type deubiquitinase activity. Gene Ontology annotation, cellular component: nucleus. The record is from RefSeq and is a predicted model, not a curated record. Gene Ontology annotation, biological process: protein deubiquitination.